Molecule: messenger RNA, 2131 nt
Organism: Neogale vison (American mink)
Lineage: Eukaryota; Metazoa; Chordata; Mammalia; Carnivora; Mustelidae
Gene: FAM20A
Product: FAM20A golgi associated secretory pathway pseudokinase
Exons: 11
Coding region: 162-1775 (537 amino acids)
Cellular component (GO): Golgi apparatus
Molecular function (GO): protein serine/threonine kinase activator activity
Source: RefSeq, a predicted model, not a curated record
GAGCCCGCACGCCGCGGGUCCCCAAGUUCAGGGGCGACACCCCUCCUAGGAGGGGGGGCGAUCCUCCGCGGUGAGCACGCCGGCCCCGUCGACCCCGGCCGGCCCUCGGCGCCCAGCGCCCGCCCGGGUCCCCGGAGACGCCCGCGCGCCCCGGCGGGGCCAUGCCCGGGCUGCGCCGGGACCGCCUGCUGACCCUGCUGCUGCUGGGCGCGCUGCUCUCCGCCGACCUCUACUUCCACCUCUGGCCCCAGGUGCGGCGCCAGCUUCGGCCCCGGGAGGACCCGCGGGGCUGCCCGUGCGCCCGGCGCGCCUCGUCCCCGGCCCCGGACUCCGCCGCCGCCUCCCCGAACCCCCGCGCGGCCGCGCGCAACUUUUCCCGAGCCGGGCCCGGCGCUGAGCGGCGCGGCGGCCGCGGCUCCAAGCUGCAGGCCCUCUUCGCCCACCCGCUGUACCGCGUCCCGGAGGAGCCGCAGCUCCUCGGGCCCGAGGACUCGCUCCUGGCCAGCCAGGAGGCGCUGCGGUACUACCGGAGGAAGGUGGCCCGCUGGAACAGACGACACAAGAUGUACAAAGAGCAGCUCAACAUCACCUCCAACGACGCUCCCCUGCAGCUCCGACUCGAGGCCAGCUGGGUCCAGUUCCACCUGGGGAUCAGCCGCCACGGGCUGUACUCCCGGUCCAGUCCUGUCGUCAGCCAACUCCUCAAGGACAUGAUGCGCUUUCCCACCAUCAGUGCUGAUUAUAGUCAGGACGAGAAGGCCUUGCUUGGGGCAUGUGACUGCACCCAGAUUGUGAAACCCAGCGGGGUCCACCUCAAGCUGGUCCUCAGGUUCUCAGACUUCGGGAAGGCCAUGUUCAAACCCAUGAGACAGCAGCGAGAUGAAGAGACACCCGCCGACUUCUUCUACUUCAUCGACUUUCAGAGACACAAUGCCGAGAUCGCAGCUUUCCACCUGGACAGGAUUCUGGACUUCCGGCGGGUGCCACCCACAGUGGGGAGGCUAGUCAAUGUCACCAAGGAAAUCCUCGAGGUCACCAAGAAUGAAAUCCUGCAGAGUGUUUUCUUCGUGUCUCCAGCCAGCAACGUGUGUUUCUUUGCCAAGUGCCCGUACAUGUGCAAGACCGAAUACGCCGUGUGCGGCAACCCCCACCUGCUGGAAGGCUCCCUCUCCGCGUUCCUGCCGUCCCUCAACCUGGCCCCCAGGCUGUCUGUGCCCAACCCCUGGAUCCGAUCCUACUCGCUGGCAGGGAAAGAGGAGUGGGAGGUCAAUCCACUCUACUGUGACACCGUGAAGCAGAUCUACCCGUACAACAGCAGCAACCGCCUCCUCAACAUCAUCGACAUGGCCAUCUUCGACUUCCUGAUAGGAAAUAUGGACCGGCACCAUUACGAGAUGUUCACCAAAUUCGGGGAUGAUGGGUUCCUCAUUCACCUUGACAAUGCCAGAGGGUUUGGACGACACUCCCAGGACGAACUCUCCAUCCUCUCGCCGCUGUCCCAGUGCUGCAGGAUAAAAAAGAAAACACUUUUGCACCUACAGCUGCUGGCCCAGGCCGAAUACAGACUCAGUGACGUGAUGCGGGAGUCUUUGCUAGAAGACCAGCUUAGCCCCGUCCUCACAGAGCCCCAUCUUCUGGCCCUGGACCGGAGACUCCACAUCAUCCUGCAGACAGUGGAGGGGUGCGUGGAGGCCCACGGAGAGCAGAAUGUCAUAGCCACUGACCCAGCACAACAGUCCGCCCCAGACUCUAGCCAGGCUAACUUGACAAGCUAAGGGCAGGAUGAAGCCAGACCUCAGGAACUACCCCGGAGCCAACCAUGUACUCGGGUGUGGACCACUGCUUCCUCGCAGCCCCAGGAGAGGCUGGGUCAAGAGCUCUGGAAGAGGUAGGGCACUGGGAUGAUUCCACAAGAGCAAGAGGGAUCCGCUGAACUUUCUUCCUUGGUGCAUGGCUUCUCUAGUGGACCUCCUUGGCUCCCUCUUUCCCAGAAAGUACUGUUUCAUCAACGCUACAGACCAUGUCCUGAGUCCACUGGGAAAUCUGGGUGAGAGUCGGGCUUGGAAGGUUUGGGAGCCUUGUCCCAGGAAAGAGUAGAACAAAUAAAAUUAAAGGACACCAUGGACACCUA